AUGUCACCCCCUAUGUCAUCAGGCGGAAAGCGCGAGAGCGGAACAGCUAGAAUCUUGGGAUCUGGAGCGUCAGGCAUCGCCGAGCUGAUGGUCUUCCACCCUAUCGACACCAUCGCCAAGCGCCUCAUGUCGAACAGGGGCCAAGUAUCCGGCGCCAACCUCUCCACCAUUCUCUUCAAAGCCCACGCCGCUUCGCCUAUCCACACCAAAUUCCUUUCGCUCUUCCCCGGUCUCGGCUAUGCCGCAGGGUACAAGGUCGCCCAAAGGGUGUACAAGUUUGGCGGGCAGCCUUACUUUAGGGAUAUGAUCGAUAAGCAGGGUGGUGGGUGGUGGAGGGGGACCUUCGGCGCCAAGUGGGGCGGGAUGAUGAUGCACGCUGCCGCUGGAAGUUUAACGGGUAUUGGAGAGGUCGUGCUCUUGCCUUUGGAUGUGCUCAAGAUCAAGAUGCAGACCAACCCGGAUGCGCUGCGGGGCCGAGGUUUCUUCAAGCUGGUGACGGAUGAGGGGUUGGGGAGUUUGUACCGAGGAUGGGGAUGGACCAUGGCUAGGAACGCCCCGGGAAGCUUUGCACUCUUUGGAGGAUCAGCAGUAGCCAAGGAGUACUUUUUCAAGAUUUCAGACUAUUCUUCCGCCACAUGGGGACAAAACUUCGUCGCAUCCAUCGCCGGUGCGGUCGCCUCGAUCACCGUCGCUGCCCCUCUCGACGUCGUCAAGACCCGCAUACAAAACGCCAACUUUGAAAGUCAGCAGGGCGGCAUGUCGAUCAUCCGGAACAUGGUCAAGCAGGAGGGUCUCGGGAGUUUCUUCAAGGGGUUGACACCAAAGAUUCUGGUCGUUGGGCCCAAGCUUGUCUUCUCUUACACUCUGGCCCAGAGUUUGAUUCCAUUCUUUGGCAAAUACGGUCAGUCUUUGAUUUUAGACAAGGGGCAUAGCGGCGGCGCUAGGAAGGAGCUGACAAUCAGUCUAAUCUUCUCUGCCUCUUUGUAUAUAAUUGCUUAUCUUAUCUGGUACCACUCAUGCAUGUCCAUAGAUCAUAGAGUGAGACAUCCGGCUGGUAUAACCGGGAAUGAGGAUCAAUGCCGGGACAAGGCCCGGCCGGCUGCAGGUAUAAAAGGACGCGCCUGA
Dioszegia hungarica is the source of this 1125-nucleotide messenger RNA. RefSeq names its product mitochondrial carrier domain-containing protein. The coding region runs from base 1 to 1125 and encodes 374 amino acids. Gene Ontology annotation, molecular function: guanine nucleotide transmembrane transporter activity. NCBI's taxonomy places the organism in Eukaryota, Fungi, Basidiomycota, Tremellomycetes, Tremellales, Bulleribasidiaceae. The record is from RefSeq and is a predicted model, not a curated record. The transcript is spliced from 7 exons. Gene Ontology annotation, cellular component: mitochondrion.